GGAACCAAUUUCAAAUGACAGUUAAAUGGACCAAUCAUAUCUCCUCUGUGAGUGGGUUGGCUUUGUUAUCACUAACUUCACUACAAUUUCCGCCCGCAGCAGGGCGCACCAAUCACGCUAGCUUCGGAUUUACCUGCAAAGCCAGCUUGCAGGCGUUUCGCACGUUAGAAACCACGAGUGUCGCUUCAGGUGGACGGGAUAACCUGCAGAAGUGGUAUCCACGCCGUUUUCUGGAUUAAUUUAUUAAGAAAGUUGGACUGAAUCGGGAAAGGGAGCCUUACACUACAUUGAUGAGAGGCAUUCAACUCCAGCAAAUACAAGACAUACCUGUUGACUACAAGUUAAACCAGCAAAGCCGCAGCUUGAGGAUGGAGCCGUCUUCAGCACCUUCACAGCCAAUCAAAGUCAUCAAUCCGUUCCUGCCUGAUGUUGGUUGUCUUGGGGACAAGGAAAGAAGGCAGGCUCUCAAUGAAGCAUUGAGCAUGCUGCCUCCACAUCUACAUCUGCUUUUAAACCUCUGGAGCAUCAGCUGUCAUGCGUUCAUAGGGCCAGCUGUCGCUGACAAACUAGGACCCUUCAGCUACAACAUCCAGAGGAGACAAGAGACCAAAAAAAGGUGAAGGCUUCCAGUAUCUGUCCGUGUUCAAAUGACUGCUACUCCUCAUUUGCCUGAAAACAACAGUGUGCAAGACUUUGUUUGCUCAUACAAGGUUCAAAAACCUGAUUAAUCGUCAACCUAAAGUUCUGGUCCGGACGUCAAUAUGGGCCUCUGGGAUCGCUCAUCACUUCUGUCACCUGGCCUAAGGCUGGCAGUAGUCACAGUUUUUCUCCUCCUCAAGCUCCAUCCCUCUCUGGCUGGCGCUCCCCCUGAGCAUAACUUAGGUGGCUCGGUCUCGGCGGUGUCCACAAAUAAAUCUGAAUGCAGCAAGGCAGAGCCAUGCGCAAAGGGGGUGCUCUUACCCAUUUGGGAGCCCCAAAACCCUUCAUUUGGUGACAAGGUAGCCAGGGCAACAGUUUACUUUGUGGCUCUGGUUUACAUGUUCCUGGGUGUGUCAAUCAUUGCUGAUCGUUUCAUGGCAUCCAUAGAGGUCAUCACGUCACAGGAAAAGGAGAUUACCAUCAAGAAACCCAAUGGGGAAACCACCACCACCACUGUCCGGAUCUGGAACGAGACCGUCUCUAAUCUCACCCUCAUGGCUUUGGGCUCUUCAGCUCCAGAGAUCCUGCUGUCUGUCAUAGAAGUUAUAGGUCAUGGGUUCAAUGCUGGAGCACUUGGCCCUUCUACCAUUGUUGGCUCUGCUGCGUUCAACAUGUUUGUCAUCAUUGGCCUCUGUGUCUACGUCGUACCUGAUGGCGAAACGAGGAAGGUUAAACAUCUUCGCGUCUUCUUCGUCACGGGAACCUGGAGCAUCUUUGCUUACAUCUGGCUCUAUCUGAUCUUGUGUGUUAUCUCACCUGGCGUGGUGCAGUUGUGGGAGGCGCUGCUCACAUUCUUCUUCUUCCCCAUCUGUGUGUUGUUUGCAUGGGUUGCAGACCGCCGUCUGCUGUUCUACAAGUAUGUGUACAAACGCUACCGCACUGGCAAACAGCGUGGCAUGAUCAUUGAGACCGAGGGAGACCGUCCCCUACCUUCCAAGGUGGACAUUGAAAUGGAUGGGAAGAUGCUGAACUCUCAUGGUGUUGACUUCCUGGAUGGUCCACUGGGUUUGGAUCUGGAUGAGAAGGAUCUGGAUGAGGAGGAGACACGCAGAGACAUGGCCAAGAUCCUGAAGGAGCUGAAACAGAAACAUCCUGACAAGGAGGUGGAACAACUUAUUGAACUUGCCAACUACCAAGUACUGAGCCAGCAGCAGAAGAGCCGCGCCUUUUAUCGAUGCCAGGCCACCCGACUGAUGACAGGCGCUGGCAACAUCCUAAAGAAACAUGCAGCCGAUCAGGCACGAAAGGCCGUUAGCAUGCAUGAGGUUCGCUCUGAUGUUGGUGAUAACGAUCCCAUCUCCAAGAUCUACUUUGAGCCUGGCUCUUACCAGUGCCUCGAGAACUGUGGCACUGUGGCAGUGAAUGUAGUGAGACGUGGCGGCGAUGUGGGCAAAACUAUUUCUGUGGAGUAUCGCACGGAAGACGGCACAGCUAACGCAGGCUCGGACUACGAAUUCACAGAGGGUGUGGUGGUCUUCAAGGCUGGUGAGACAAUGAAGGAGAUCCGAGUGGGGAUCAUUGACGAUGACAUCUUUGAAGAAGACGAAAACUUCCUGAUUCACCUUUCCAAUGUCAAGGUGUUGUCAUCAGAAGGGGAGGAGCUAGAGGAAGGCGAGUCAGCUAAUCAUGUGGACUCAGUGGCAUGUCUCGGUUUACCCGCCUCAGCAACAGUUACCAUCUUUGAUGACGACCACGCCGGUAUCUUUACCUUUGAGGAGCCUGUAUGCCAUGUGAGCGAGAGUGUUGGCACCAUGGAGGUGAAGGUGCUGAGAACGUCGGGGGCUCGUGGCUUGGUCAAUGUGCCAUACAAGACAGUGGAGGGAACUGCACGAGGUGGUGGAGAGGACUUUGAGGACACACACGGCAUCCUGGAAUUUCAGAACGAUGAGAUCUUGAAGACCUUUACACUUAGGAUCUUAGACCGGGAGGAGUACAAUAAGCAGUCCUCCUUCUACAUUCUGCUUGAUACCCCCCAAUGGAGACGCAGCACGAAGGAAUGGACAGAGGAAGAUCAGAAGGAGACAGAGGAAGAAGAAGAGCCUCUGGCAGGGAAAGAUGAAGAGGAAAGGCGCAUCGCUGAGAUGGGCCGUCCCAUGCUGGGAGACCACGUGAAACUGGAGAUCAUCAUAGAGGAAUCAUAUGAGUUCAAGAACACAGUGGAUAAGCUGAUAAAGAAGACCAACCUGGCUCUGCUGGUUGGAACCAACAGCUGGAGAGACCAGUUCAUAGAGGCCAUCACUGUGAGCGCAGGUGAGGAUGACGAUGAUGAGGAGUGUGGGGAGGAGAAGCUGCCAUCAUGUUUUGACUACGUCAUGCACUUCCUCACGGUGUUCUGGAAGGUUCUGUUCGCCUUCGUCCCACCCACAGACUACUGGAGUGGCUGGGCCUGCUUUGUUGUCUCCAUCUGUAUGAUCGGACUGCUCACCGCUGUCAUUGGGGACCUGGCCUCUCAUUUUGGCUGCACAGUGGGUCUGAAAGACUCAGUCACAGCAGUUGUGUUUGUUGCAUUGGGAACCUCUGUACCAGAGUGUUAUGAUGCAGUCUGCCGACAGCAACAUGUAUCAUCCUCUAAACCUGAAGAACUACCAACGACGGCAACGGCUGGCUAA
This is a messenger RNA of Notolabrus celidotus (New Zealand spotty), 3308 nucleotides long. RefSeq names its product sodium/calcium exchanger 1-like. Lineage: Eukaryota; Metazoa; Chordata; Actinopteri; Labriformes; Labridae. Gene Ontology annotation, molecular function: calcium:sodium antiporter activity. The record is from RefSeq and is a predicted model, not a curated record. Bases 762 to 3308 code for a protein of 848 amino acids. The transcript is spliced from 14 exons. Gene Ontology annotation, cellular component: axon; sarcolemma; postsynapse. Gene Ontology annotation, biological process: sodium ion transmembrane transport; cell communication; calcium ion import across plasma membrane.